UGCUUUAUAAUAAAAAAAAACAUGAAAAUCUCACUUUUUUAUAAUAUGGGACCUUUAAGUGAAGUACAAAUACCUCAAAAUUGUAUUUUCAGUACAGUACUUGAGUAAAUGUACUUAGCUACUAUCUAUGAUAUUAACUCUGGGGGUAUAUAUAGUGAGUGACAUCAUAAAGACCUGAUGCUCUUUCUUCAUAUUCAAACUGGGAGUUAUGAGUGCCUGUCCCUUUAAGAAGGAGGCGGAAGUGAAUGGAGCCUGGCGGAAGUGGUGCCUGGCAACCGGGCAACCCUCCUCUGAGUGUAAACCCUCAACUGAUAUAUCAGAAAUUCAUGAGAUUGACAACUAUUACACAGACUGUUCUUUAUUAUUAUUAUUAUUAUUAUUUUAAAAUCUCAAUCGUCUUCAUCCUCUGAUCGCUAAUAAAGUUUUUCACCAUAAUAGUCCGUGUAAAAACAGAAAACUAUGUUUAGUGAGACCGGGGGAUACAAGAAAGAACCUGGCAACACAAGCUGUCAUUUUCCCGGCGCGGGAAAAAUCGUAAACAAACACAGAGAGGAAGAAAGCCCUUUAGUGCUGUCUUCUAAUAUGAUAGUUAGCUAUCUACACGUGUGUGUUAUCGUCUGCUUGAGUUACUAUAAGUUUUAUUAGAAGAAGAAGAAGCUAAAGUAACUCACGGUUACAAAAAAAAACAACGUUUUCGCUGAAAAACGUUAUAAAUAACGUUUGUAAUGAAUUAAAGUGAGUUAAAUCUGACCGGUAUCGACCUGUAAACGGUACUAAUGGAUCGAUACAACGAGGUGAAAGUGGAGCUGAAGAGCUGGGAGCAGAGCUUUGUUAAAGACCAUCAGAGGAAACCAAACAAGGAGGAUAUUGAUGAAGCUCCAGAGGAGACCAGGAAGCUGUAUAAAGAGUACCGCAGUUUGAAACAAGCCAAAGAAAACAGCAGCAGUAAUGCAGCCAGCGGACACGCUGAACAGGCCAGAUCUACAGCCGGGGUCAACACAGGCCAGAAGGAGGCGGACUGUUGGGGUGCCCAUCUGAACCGCAGUUCACAGCCUGUAUCUUCUCCCAGACUGACAGCCGAGGAAAGAGACAGUCUGCAGGCUUCUGCCCAGUACUAUGGCGUAAAGCUUAAAAACAACCUGGCGACACUCCGUAAGGAGAGACCUGUCUCAAUGAAGAAAUCUGUCGUUCCCGGCCGGAUGCCUCUAAACUCCUUUAAAGAUGGACAAAUUGGACUGACAAACAGCCCCGUUGCUGCCGCUGCCACCAGCAAGAUCACUUCCACUGACCCUGAAUCCAGCCCUUUCACACCAAGAAGAUGUAAGCCUGGCCUCGGGUCCCUGGCUUCAAAGACACCCCAGAAAGUGGAACCCGAGGAGACGUUUGAACCAUUCAAACCUGUCAUGGAGUCUUGUGAAGAACCUGAAAGUGCUGCCAGUAGUUGUGGUGGUAGUAGUAGUAUUAUUAGCAGUAAGAGUAGCAUUAGUAAAGUUUCACAAAAUCAAAAUAUCUCUCGUCCAGCUUCCUCUCCAGCCAGAUCUUCUGCCUUGUUCUCGUCGUUAUCUUCUUCACCUAGUGUAGGAACUUCAAGAGGAAAGUUAAAUGAAAGUAUAGGAGCUUCAGGAGAAAAUAAAACAGAAAAUGUUGAUACUUUAGGAACUCCACAUAAGGGCGUUGAUGAGGCAGGUGAUGGGACUUUGAUUAGCUUUAGAGGAAGCCCUCAGGUUCUUGGAGGUUUCAGAGGAGGAAUGGGAGGUAGAGGCAGCGGAGUUAAGUCCUCUCCUGCCAGCAGACUGAGUUUUGUUGACAGGAAGUGGCUAGAGAGGUGUCAGGUGUUUGGAGAGAUGGAGGCUGAGGUGAGGCCUGGAGCAGGCAACCAGGAGAUAGAUCUAGAGAAAGGAGGAAAGGGAGAAAGGGAACGAGAAGGACAAGGAGAUGAAAAAGUUGAAAAAGAAGAAAUAGAUGCGGAGGGAGAAAGAAUAGACAAGGCAAUAGACUUGGGAAGAGAUGAAGGCUUUAAGAGCAUUACAAGUGACACAACAGUCAGCGAUAGUGCGCCGAAACCUUCUUUACAACACACUGAAAAAAGCAGAGGAGGGGAAGGAAAAGCGAAAAAGAAGGGAGGUGAGGAGAUUGAAAGAGGGCUGACGCCACCAUUAACGCCAGAAGACAACAACGAGACUAGUCAGAAAUCCAAAGGCACAAAGAAGAGAGGGAGGAAAAGGCAGAGAGAGGGAGAGAACACGGAGGGAGAGACGACAGAGGAGGGAGGAGUGAAGAAGAGGCGUAGGAACGGCAAAAAGAAAGAGGAGAGCUCCGAUGUAAACGCCAGCUCAGCUCAAACAGGAGGGAAGAAAAGGAGAGCCAAGAAAAAGGGAGACGAAGAUGGAGAGGCAGAAGAAGAAGAGAAAGAAAGCAAAGAACCUAAAAAGGAACCUCAGGAGAACUUGUUAGGAGAAAUAGAGGAGGACGUUGCAGCCAGGAGAGCGCAUCGCAUGAAUCGCACUCAGCCCGUCAGAGCCAGCGGCGUGAAAGGCGCAGAGGGUAACUUUGUGAAGAUUAAUCUGAAGAAGAAAUCUCACGUCAAAGGAUACGCACUCAGAGGGGCAGGUCUACGCAAACAGAUGUACAUGCAGAAGUUCCAGCUGAAAGGCGAACGUUUUGGGGGAGGCGCAGGAUUCUUUGGCAGAGGAGGGAGGGGUGGAUUCAGAGGGGGGGGUGGAUUCAGAGGGGGGUUCAAUCGGCAGGGUGACACCUGCUUCAAGUGCGGAGGGACCGGACACUGGGCCAUGAACUGCAAGGGACCAGCCCCUCCGCCUCCUGCUGCUGAGGACCAGCCUGCUGAGGAGGAGCCGUUUGAGCUGCCCACUCUGGAGGAGGUUGCCAGGGCAACAGGCACACUACACCCUCAGACACUGGUGGCGUCUCCCAGUAUCACAGAGGAGCAGCCGCACCAGGACAAGGAGGUGGACGGUAAACAGAAAGACGAGGUGUUGCUUAACGUGAUCCGUCCUGAUUAUGAGCGUCCUGAUGCUCCACCGCCAAUGGAACCACUUUAUCAUCUCAAGGAUGACGGGAAAGUCCAGGAAACACCUGCUGAAGUGCACGCAACUCUGCGAGAACUCGGCUAUCAGUCAUUUAGACCAGGACAAGAGGAAGCCAUCAUGAGGAUCAUGUCAGGUCUCUCUACCCUCGUUGUGUUGUCAACGGGGAUGGGUAAAUCAUUGUGCUAUCAGCUCCCAGCCUACCUGUACGCUAAACGGUCAAAAAGCAUCACUUUGGUCAUUUCACCUCUCGUCUCACUGAUGGAUGACCAGCUGUCUGGCCUGCCAGCCAAUCUGAAGGCAGCCUGUAUCCACUCCAACAUGUCGAUGAAACAGAGAGAAGCUGCGAUAGAAAAGGUGAAGUCGGGCCAGGUGUGUGUGCUGCUCCUCUCUCCGGAGGCUCUGGUUGGUGGAGGCGGUUCAGGUUCGGGGUGUUUGCCCUCGGCCCAGGAGCUCCCCCCUGUGGCCUUCGCCUGUAUAGACGAAGCUCACUGCGUCUCAGAGUGGUCGCACAACUUCAGGCCCUGCUACCUGAGACUCUGUAAGGUACUGAGGGAGCGUUUGGGAGUGCAGUGCUUGCUGGGACUCACAGCCACGGCCACACUGUCCACCGCUCUGGACAUCGCACGCCAUCUGGACAUCACCGAUCGAGACGGCAUCGCAGUCCGAUCUGCAGCGGUGCCUACGAACCUGCAUCUGUCUGUGUCCAUGGAUAGAGAUAAAGACCAGGCUUUAGUGUCCUUGUUGAAAGGCGAUCGUUUUGGUUGCCUGGACUCCGUCAUCGUUUACUGCACCAGGAGAGAGGAGACGACUCGCGUGGGGGCGCUGCUCAGGACCUGCCUGCAGGGCGUGCUGGUGAAAGAAAACAAACACAUCAACAGUCAGACACAACACAACUCUGCAGGACAGAGAAAGAAAGAGCUGGCAAGGAAGAAGAUUCGCAAGCCGCUGAAAUGGCAGGCGGAGUCGUACCACGCCGGCUUGUCGGCGUCAGAGCGCCGCCGCGUACAGAACAACUUCAUGUGCGGGGAGCUCAGAAUCGUGGUGGCCACUGUGGCGUUUGGCAUGGGCCUCGAUAAAUCUGACGUCCGCGGCAUCAUCCACUACAACAUGCCUAAAAGCUUUGAGAGCUACGUUCAGGAGAUUGGGAGGGCAGGAAGAGACGGAGACCCAGCACAGUGUCACCUCUUUCUGGACUCUGAGGGUGGGGACCUCUGGGAGCUCCGUCGUCAUAUCUACGCGGACACAGUGGACUACUACACCGUAAAGAAACUGGUCCAGAAAGUUUUCCCACCGUGCAAAUGUAAACAGAUACACCAGAAACAACAGGAACUUGUAAAGGACAUUGAAGAUGCGGAGCUGCUGGAAAUGAUGGACGCGUGUGAUCAGGAGAGCAGCCUGAACCCUCCCGCUCAGCAGGACGUAGUUCAUACAGACACACCAGCACCGUCUACUGCACAGGAGUCGCCACAUACCGAUGCAGCGGAACAACCCCUCCAAGAAGAUAGAGAUGAAGGAAAGGAGGACAAGAAAGAGGAGCAGGCAGCUGAACACGAGGAAGCUGACAGUUCGAUGACGCACAAGGACGUGGAGGAGAAAGGAGCCGGCGAUUGGCUGAGGGACCAGGAAGAGGAGAGCAGAGAUUGGCCCAGAGAGCGGGUGUGUCACACGCACGAGAGGGCGAUUCCCAUCCAAGAAACUGUCGAAGCUCUGGACAUCACAGAGGAAGGUGUAGAAACGCUGCUCUGUUAUCUGGAGCUGCAUCCUCAGCGCUUUGUGGAACUCCUCCACCCCACGCUGUCUGUGUGUAAAGUCAGCUGCUACAGUGGACCGAGACAGCUCCAGAAAAUCACUAAACUUUGCCCUCCGAUUGCCGUGGUGUUGGCCAGAAGGCGGAUGGCGGGCGAGCGGGUGGAGACGUGCGAUCAGCUGGAGUUUGAUGUCGUCGAGGUUGCGGACACUAUGGGAUGGCAGCUUCCUCUUGUGAAGAGAGGACUCAGACAGCUGCAGUAUAGCAGUGUUGGCGGACGUAGCGGUGUCCACGUGGAGUUAUCCUCCUUAUCGUUCUACUUCCGUUCCUUCGGCGACCUCAGCGACGAGGAGAUGGACAGAGUUUGUCAGUUCCUCCAUAAUCGAGUGCAGAACCAGGAGAGAACGCAGCUCUACCAGCUGACCGCCUGCUUCAAGGCCUUCAAAAGUGUUGCGUUCCAGAGCGCGUCGUCCUGCCUCGAAGAUUUGAACGAGAGCCGCAGUCUCCAGCUGAAAGAACUUCUCUCCGAGUACUUCGGCAAGAGGCGAGACCGAAGCCUCGCGCUCGCACCGGUGGUCGUCGAGGAGCUCGACAGAUACAAGUUGUUGGACUGGGAGAAUCAGAUCAGAGCGGACAUCAGGAGUUUCCUCUCCAACCGAAGUGAUGAGAAGUUUUCUGGAAGAGCUGUUGCCAGGAUCUUGCACGGCAUAAGCAGUCCUUGUUUUCCCGCUCAAACCUACGGCAGGGACAGACGCUACUGGAGAAAAUACAUCCAGUUUGAUUUCAACCAGCUCAUCAGACUGGCCACGCAGGAGAUCAUUCGCUUCAAGUGAGCAACCGAAUGUGCACGCACAGAGAACGGCAUGUACGCACACACAGGUCUGCAGACAUGCACCAUUCACCUACUCGUUGCUCUUGGGCUCUGGUUUCGAUGGAUUUGGCCGGAAACACCAGUUUUUGUUCCUCAUAUCACUUGUAUUGCAUCAUGUUGUUAUUUAAUCUGUGAAGUUUUUCUUUGUAGACUAAUUAAAUAAAAUAUUUCUAUUUUUC
Sebastes umbrosus (honeycomb rockfish) is the source of this 5844-nucleotide messenger RNA. RefSeq names its product RecQ helicase-like 4 (gene recql4). Bases 777 to 5627 code for a protein of 1616 amino acids. Gene Ontology annotation, molecular function: nucleic acid binding; ATP binding; zinc ion binding. Gene Ontology annotation, cellular component: cytoplasm; nucleus; chromosome. The transcript has 28 exons. The record is from RefSeq and is a predicted model, not a curated record. Lineage: Eukaryota; Metazoa; Chordata; Actinopteri; Perciformes; Sebastidae. Gene Ontology annotation, biological process: double-strand break repair via homologous recombination; telomere maintenance.